AUGUUGUUAGGGACAAAUAAAAUCGUCGAUAUUGGAGUAAAUAGUAAAGGUAUACCGCUAGGAAGUUGGGGUGGUUAUAUAGGGGAACUUGUGACAAGAAUUUCAAGUAUUCUUGAUUUUAUGUGUAUGACAGAAAAGGAUUUGAAAGAGAUUAUGGAAAUAGCUCCCUUAGAAUACAAUAAACAUAAAUCAUAUGCCAAAACUUAUAGGAUUUAUGGAAGAAAAAUUUAG
This is a messenger RNA of Entrophospora sp. SA101, 231 nucleotides long. The record is from the annotation of a GenBank genome assembly. NCBI's taxonomy places the organism in Eukaryota, Fungi, Glomeromycota, Glomeromycetes, Entrophosporales, Entrophosporaceae.